AAGCGCGCCAUGGCGUUCACCGGCCACAGGCUGCUGGAGGCAGCCUCACCAGUACUGCUGCUGCUGCUGCUCGCUGCCGCCACGGCGCGCCCACAGGGUGGCGUCAAGGCCUGGGACGUAUUGGGAGAGCGCUUUGGAGCUGUGCCCUUCGCUUCCGAUAGCUUGAAUCCCGUAUAUGGCAACUUUGGUAUGGGCUCGGGCAGCUUCUCCAAAUCCUCAUCAUUCUCGUGGUCGUCGUCCAGCGGCGGCCCUGGGAGCGGCAGCCAGUCGGGCAGCAGCUCCUCCUCGUACGGCGCUGGAGGCUCGGGCUCAGGCUCCAGCAGCCACUCUGCGUCGUCUUCCUCCGCCGGCUCCCUGGGAGGCCCUGGUGGCUCAGCGUCUGGAAGCCACAGCGCCAGCCAGGCAGGAUACGGAGCAGGUGGCAGCAGCUCAGGGUCUAGUUCAGAGUCAGCAUCAGGGUAUUUGGGAGCACCGUUCCCUGGAGCUGGAUCUCAUGGAAUAGGAGCUGGUGAGCAUGGUGGAUUCAUUAGCGAAAUUGGAAGAGACGGAACAGGAUACAGACACUACACAGAUGGUGUGGGAGCCAUUGGAGGUGGUCUUGGAGCUGAAUCUGGUGGCAUAGGACGUGGUGUACUGGGACUAGGUGGUGUAGGAGGCAACCCUGGAACAGGAGGAACUGAAUUUGUACAAACUGUUCUUGGAGAAAGUGUAUUGGGAGGAAAUAGCGGACAUGGAGGAAUAGCAGGUGAACAUGGUGAUGUGGCACGUCAAUAUUGGAGUAUAGCUGAUGGAGGCUUAAGCGGUGAACCUGGAGGAAUAACUGGUGGGCUUGGAGGCUUAGGUGGUGGACUUGAAGGAAUAACUGCUGGACAUGGAGGCUUAGUUGGUGUACCCACAGUAAUAGGUGGUGGACAUGAAAUUGUAUCUGACAGCCGUUUAUUUGGCAGUAGACCUUGGGGCUCUCGCCCAGUUGCCACUGGAAUUGAAGGCACAGGUUCUCCUGUUGGUAUCUCAGGAGGCUAUGGAGGAGUUGGCGGUAUUGGAGGUGGACCAAAAUUUGGCGGAAUUGGUCACAGUGGCGCUGGUGGAGUAGGAGGUUUGUUAGACCACAAUGGUCCUAGUGGUACAGCACAUGGUGUGGGAGCUGGUGAAGCAGGUGAUACUGUUGGGACUAAAGGAGGAUACUCUGGAGCCUCUCAUGGUUUCUCAUCUGGAUCUGCUGGUAUGAGAUUUGUUGGAGGAUAUUUGGGUCAUAGUGGAUCUGAUGGAGGAGGUUUUGGACAAGAAAUACAUAGACCUAUUGGCGGGACAGGAAUUAGUGGUAUAGCCAGCCCUGGUAUUGGUAGCUUCCAACGUCAUGACUCUACAAAUAGCCAUUGGGGACCUGGAAGUGGUGGUGGAACUGGAAUAGUGGGAGAUGGUUAUGGAGUUCCUGGUCCUGGCCUGGUUGGUGGAGCUGGAGGCUACAAUGGACUUUACAGAGGUGCUGGACAUGCAAGUCGUGGAGGUGGUCCUAUUGGACAUGUAGGCAGUGCUGACAUUGACUCUGGUUCCUUAGUUAACAGUGGAGCAGGAUAUCCAAGAAUUGGCUAUUCACCUGGCAGCUCAGUUGAUUACACUUUUGGAAGCCAUCCUGUGAGUUUUCGUGGUUUUGGAGGCAGCCCUGGCAGCUCCGGCAGCUCUGGGAGCUCUGGCAGCUCUGGCAGCUCUGGUAGUUCUGGUAGUUCUGGUAGCUCCGGUAGCUCCGGUAGCUCCGGUAGCUCUGGUAGCUCUGGUAGCUCCGGUAGCUCUGACAGCUCCGGUUGCUCUGACUGCGAUAGUAGCUCUGGUAGUUCUGGUAGUUCUGGUAGCUCUGACAGCUCCGGUUUCUCUGACUGUGAUAGUAUCUCUGGUAGUUCUGGUAGCUCCGGUAGCUCUGACAGCUCUGAUGGUGGGUUUGUCCGGGAUAUAGCAGAGCUGGUCAUCAAGGGCUUUGGCCGUAAAGUUGUCAAGGGUGGCUACCACUAGAGGUUCUCUUUCCCUUUCAGUGCAUGCCUCAGAAUGCUUUCUAUUUUGAGCAACACAGAAACAAAUGUGUAAAACUACUCGCUAGAACAGACAUGUUCUGAUAUCACUUUAUAAAUCCAUUCCCCAUAGAUAUGCUUCCAGCCAUUACAUUUCAAAAAAUACUCCAACUGUUUCAACUGUAAAAUGCAAAGAUUGAUAUGAGAAACAAAACAAAAAAUCGAGGAAUUUUUAUAGUUACAUCACCUGGAUUUAUUGGUCAGCGAAUUCACUGAACCCAAAUUACUGUUAGUUAACAUUGGUUGUGUACAAUACUGAUGUAUGAAUGCCAUUUGUGAGAAUUUAAACUUGCAGGGCACUGCUGAAAGUAUGAUUUCGUUCAAUAAUGUUAUUCCAAAAUAAAUUUUUUACAGUUA
This is a messenger RNA of Schistocerca nitens (vagrant locust), 2420 nucleotides long. RefSeq lists its product as uncharacterized. Lineage: Eukaryota; Metazoa; Arthropoda; Insecta; Orthoptera; Acrididae. The transcript has 4 exons. Bases 10 to 2007 code for a protein of 665 amino acids. The record is from RefSeq and is a predicted model, not a curated record.